AAUUUGAUUUGAUUUUGUCAAGAUUUUAUUUGAUUUUGAUUUUUUUUUUGUGAAAAUGAAACCUAUUCCGGAAGAUCUUAAAAACAAGCUGUGGGCUUGCCGUCGAAAUAUCACCAUGUUGCCAACCAGACUUUGGAAUAAAGAUCGUACACUGUUGUUGAAGAAUGAAUUAAUGAAUUUUCAUGAUCAAUUGGUCGAAUUAUUAGAUCCUGAUGAAGAUGUUCCAGAUGAUCUAUUGAAGAUAAUGACUUUAUAUUCUGAUCGUAUUAAUGAUUAUUUGAAACGAUUCGAUUCACCGGAAGUUAAUAAUAGAUCUGAAAUGAAUAAUGAUGUGGUUCAACAAAUGGAACAGCUAUCUUUGAAUUCUUCGAUCACCAAAAUAAAAGUUGAUCAAUUACCGACGUUUGAUGGCAAAUUUUCAAAUUGGAAGGCUUACAAAGGUAUGAUUGAAAAUUUGCUAAUAAAUAAUAUUGCAUUGAAUGAAGAUUUAAAAAAAUCGAUGUUAUUGAAAACAAUGACAAAUGAACCGGCCCGUAUUGUUAGUAUUUUGAUUGGUCAACAAAUGUCAUUGCCGGAUAUUUGGAAUAAAGUAUGUGAAAAAUUCGAUGAUCAUCAAAAAGCGAUUUUAGAAAUUAAAAAUGAAUUGAAUUUAAUUCCCCGAAUUGAUAACGAAAAUCAAACAUUGAACUUGAAGAAAGCGAAAGACAUUGUUGAAAGUGCUGAUUUAGCGGUAAAGGGUUUGGAUCUUGAUACAUCUUUUUAUACGGCGAAUUUAGUCCAAGCUGUCGCAAAUAAAUUUUACUAUCGUGCGAAACGUAAAAUGUUGGUUAAAGUUAAAAAGUUUGAAGAUUUAGUCAAAUUUAUCGAUGAAUUGUACGAAGAUGCUGUCCGAUAUGAUUAUAACAAAAUUGAAGAUUCUGAUGCGUCUGGUAAGAAAAGAGAAGAAUUUCCCCGUAAAACUUCUACAGCUGCUAUUGCCACCAGAUUUUGUUAUAUAUGUGGCAAUAGUCACCAGAGCACGUUUUCAUGUUUCGAUAAAAAAGAUCCGAAAUUUAUUGUUGAUGUUAUUCGAUCUAAAGGAUUAUGUAUUAAGUGUCUUCAACGUGGACAUCUUAGUAAGGAUUGUACUGUUUUCUUGGAAGAUAAAUGCAAAAAGUGUGAUAAUUAUCACGCAACCGAAAUGCAUGACGUAUUGAAUGAAUUGUUUCAUACGAAACCCAAAGAAAUUGCUAGAAACGAUAUUUCAUCAUCAUCGGAAUCUUCAUCAUCAGAAUUAUUGAAUAGUGAUUCAUCGGAUAGAGGUUCAGUAGCCGCUAUCACUUAUCGAAAUUUGUCUAAUGUAUUUGAUGCCAAAAGAAAUGGUAAUUUUGAAAAUCGUCCAGUGAUUUAUGGAAAAUGCAAUGGAAAAGAUAGUGUCAUAUUGUUGGACAGUGGAUCUAAUAUUUCUGUGAUUGAUCAUGAUUUGUUAUUAGAUGAUCAGGAUAAUCCGGAUAAAAACUAUUCGAUAUUGGCAACAUCGCCGCUGGGAGAAGCCAAAACCAGUCAUAAGAAAGUGGUUUUGAAGAUUCGAGGCAAUCCCUAUGAAAUUUCAAUUGAUUUGUUCGCAAUGAAAAUGUAUGAAAAAAAUUUAAUCAUUAUUGGUACUGAUAAUUUAGGAUUCUUUUAUAAGAAUCAACCGAAAGUGCUAUCAAUCCCCACGAUUUUUGGUGUCAUCAGUUACCAGGCACGAAAGGAUUGUAGCUCAAUCGAAAUGAAUAAACCAGCUGCUCUUGAAAAUGUUUUCGAAAUUGAUGAAUUUAAGAAUGAACAAUCAUCUACACCUGUAGAGGAGUUGCUGAAACCGGAAUUGAAAAAAGAUCUGAAUUUCGACAAUGAUGAUUUGAAUAACGAUAGAGAUGAAGAUGAUAAUAUUCAGAUCAAGCGACGAAUUGAUCAAGUGAUUGGUCGUUUUGAAACUCAAUUAUCGAUUUUAUCCGAUCAACGUCCGAAGAACAACUUUGAUAAAGUAUCUAUUGUUGAAUCAAGACUUCUUGCUCCAUAUGAAUUGGGCAAUGUGUUGUACCGAAUUCGCGAUGUUUUUUCUUCCCGUGAUGCAAUGCGUUUUGAUUCGAUGUUUAAUGUACAACGUUUUGGCUCGUUUUCUUCUAUCAAGAAUCUCGAAUUAGCUGAUCGUGUUGAUGACUUGAAAAAAUUGAAUUAUUAUUUGAUGAUUUUUGUGGAUAAGUUAUUUCCUCUAGGUAAUACAUCAAUGAAAAGUUGGAAUUUGAUCUACCGAUUUUAUCGUAACCGAAAGAAAAUGAUUUACGAUAAUGAAAUUUUUAGCAAAUUGGAUAACCGAAAAUUUGAAUGGAUAUUUUUUCCACCUGGUGCAUUCGUAAUUGCAUACGGACGACAACAACCGACAAACGUUGAUGUUUUGGAAACAAAUGGAAUUUGGCCGAUUCGUUUGAAAGUUUUUCGAUUUAAAUUUAAAAGAACUGGUAUUCAUGAUUUAGUGUCUUACGAUCGUAUUUUCAGAUGUAAUUUAUGGCUAAUCGUUUUAUUAGAUGACAACGAACUGAUAUUCCCUUUCCGCGCCGGGAGUGUCAUGAAGCAAAAACAUUCUAAAAUCAAGUUCGAUGUUCCGAACUUAAAUCUUUGUUCUAUUCGAACUUUUGUGCUAUUCGAACUUUUGUUCUUAAUUGUUCUAAAAUAUUUUUAAGUCAUUCGGUGUUUAGAAGCGA
Messenger RNA from Dermatophagoides pteronyssinus (European house dust mite), 2723 nucleotides. RefSeq lists its product as uncharacterized. Lineage: Eukaryota; Metazoa; Arthropoda; Arachnida; Sarcoptiformes; Pyroglyphidae. The record is from RefSeq and is a predicted model, not a curated record.